Seriola dumerili (greater amberjack) is the source of this 1437-nucleotide messenger RNA. Its product is annotated as shaker-related potassium channel tsha2-like. NCBI's taxonomy places the organism in Eukaryota, Metazoa, Chordata, Actinopteri, Carangiformes, Carangidae. Gene Ontology annotation, cellular component: membrane; voltage-gated potassium channel complex. The coding region runs from base 1 to 1437 and encodes 478 amino acids. Gene Ontology annotation, molecular function: delayed rectifier potassium channel activity; protein binding. The transcript has a single exon. Gene Ontology annotation, biological process: protein homooligomerization; potassium ion transmembrane transport. The record is from RefSeq and is a predicted model, not a curated record.
AUGACUGUGGUGUCCCAGGAGAACCACGACGAGAGUGUGGCCAUUACUCCUUUGUUGCAAGAUGCUGCUGAUUUGGAACCAGCGGACCAGGAGUGCAGCGAGAGGGUGGUCAUCAACAUCUCAGGCCUGCGCUUUGAGACGCAGUUAAAGACCCUCUCCCGGUUCCCGACCACGCUUUUGGGAGACCCGCGUAAAAGGAUGCGUUUCUUUGACCCGCUGAGAAAUGAAUACUUCUUUGACAGGAACAGGCCGAGCUUCGAUGCCAUUCUCUAUUAUUACCAGUCAGGAGGGCGGCUUCGGAGGCCCGUGAGUGUACCGGUGGAUAUUUUCUUGGAAGAAAUAAAGUUUUAUGAACUUGAGGAAGAGGCCAUAGAGCUUUUCCGAGAAGAUGAGGGCUUGGCGAGGGAAGAGGACCGCCCGCUGCCCACCAACGAAUUUCAACGCCAGUUGUGGCUCCUGUUUGAGUAUCCAGAGAGUUCAGGACCUGCGCGGAUGAUUGCCAUUGUGUCCGUUAUGGUUAUUUUGAUAUCCAUUGUUAUAUUCUGCUUGGAGACGCUACCCGAGUUUAGAGAAGUCCCUCCAGUGCUGGACAACCAGAUCAAUGGAAGCGCUCAUGGCAAAGCGCCCAGCCCUUUCACAGAUCCGUUUUUCAUGGUGGAGACACUUUGCAUUGUGUGGUUCUCUUUUGAAUUCACCAUGAGGUUUCUCUCGUGUCCCAGCAAAGCAGCUUUCUUCAAAAACAUCAUGAACCUGAUCGAUGUUGUGGCUAUAGCUCCAUAUUUCAUCACCCUGGGCCUUGAUCUUGCAGAGCAUCAGGGCAGCAGUCAGCAGGCUGCGUCUCUGGCCAUACUCAGGGUCAUCCGUCUGGUCCGUGUUUUCAGGAUUUUUAAACUCUCCAGGCACUCCAAGGGUCUCCAGAUUCUCGGCCAAACGCUUCACGCAAGCCUCAGGGAGCUGGGACUGCUCAUAUUCUUCCUGCUAAUCGGAGUGGUUUUAUUCUCCAGUUCAGUUUAUUUUGCGGAAGCAGAAGACCCCGAGUCUGGAUUUUCAAGUAUACCUGAUGCGUUUUGGUGGGCUGUGGUGACAAUGACCACAGUUGGUUAUGGAGACAUGUGUCCCUCCACCAUUUGGGGAAAAUUCGUUGGAUCUUUGUGCGCCAUCGCCGGAGUACUCACCAUAGCUUUGCCGGUUCCUGUUAUAGUGUCGAAUUUCAAUUAUUUCUACCACAGAGAGAACGACGAGGAGGAAAAUAUUCAGUACGUGCACGUGACCUGUGGGCACCAGGAACAACCCUCCUUUGAUGAAUGUGAUUCAAAGAGAAGUAACCAGUCGCUCUCCAAAACGGAGUCCUAUCAGGAAAGCGACGACCUGGAAGCUCUGACAUAUCCAAACAUUAACCCACUGGACACAUACACGGGGAAACUGACAGAUGUAUGA